GCUCCUCAGCCUGUCUGCCCUGGGUAUCGGAGAGGCUGGCCCCGCUCAGAGCUGCGCGCCCUGUGCUGCUGUCCCGUUGGUUUGGUGCUACCACCACCGCUCUCACCCCCCUGUUCCUCUCCUGGCCUGGCCAGCCAGCCCUCUCGAAGCCCCGAAGUCGCCCCGCUGGGUGUCCCUGGAGAGAAGCACCGGGGAGCACAGAAGGCAGCCCCGCUGUCCGCGCCGUCGGGGCUGGGCACAGCAGCCGAGCCCCAGGCACAGCCGGCUUGCUUGAGGGCUGAGGAGGGCGGGGAGGCUGGGGGGCCGCGGCCAUGGUUGCCACUUGCCUUCAACUGGUUGGAUUUGUGACAAGCUUCGUGGGCUGGAUCGGCAUCCUGGUCGCCACGUCCACCAAUGACUGGGUGGUGACCUGCGGCUACACCAUCACCACCUGCCGGAAGAUGGAUGAGCUUGGCUCCAAAGGGCUCUGGGCAGACUGUGUCAUGGCCACGGGGUUGUACCACUGCAAACCGCUCGUGGACAUCCUCAUCCUGCCAGGUUAUGUCCAGGCAUGCCGAGCCCUCAUGAUUGCUGCAUCAGUCCUAGGCCUACCGGCCAUCUUCCUGCUAUUGACUGUCCUGCCCUGUAUCCGGAUGGGCCAUGAGCCGGGGUCUGCCAAGUACCGGCGCUCUCAGCUGGCUGGGAUCCUGGUGAUUCUGUUAGCCCUGUGUGCCUUGGUGGCCACCAUCUGGUUCCCUGUGUGUGCCCACCGUGAGACCAUGAUCAUGAGCUUUGGCUAUUCCCUCUACACUGGCUGGAUCGGGGCCACCCUCUGCCUCUUUGGUGGUUGCGUCAUCAUGUGCUGCUCAGGAGAUGCCCAGUCGUUUGGCGAGAACCGCUUCUACUACUCCUCGGGCUCCAGCUCCCCGACCCACGCCAAGAGUGCCCACGUAUAAGGGGGGAGCAACU
This is a messenger RNA of Dromiciops gliroides (monito del monte), 948 nucleotides long. It is a transcript of the gene CLDN11, whose product is annotated as claudin 11. The transcript is spliced from 3 exons. The coding region runs from base 312 to 935 and encodes 207 amino acids. NCBI's taxonomy places the organism in Eukaryota, Metazoa, Chordata, Mammalia, Microbiotheria, Microbiotheriidae. Gene Ontology annotation, biological process: bicellular tight junction assembly; cell adhesion. Gene Ontology annotation, cellular component: plasma membrane; bicellular tight junction. Gene Ontology annotation, molecular function: structural molecule activity. The record is from RefSeq and is a predicted model, not a curated record.